Messenger RNA from Dreissena polymorpha, 1112 nucleotides. Its product is annotated as translin-associated protein X-like. Gene Ontology annotation, cellular component: cytoplasm; nucleus. Bases 115 to 993 code for a protein of 292 amino acids. Lineage: Eukaryota; Metazoa; Mollusca; Bivalvia; Myida; Dreissenidae. Gene Ontology annotation, molecular function: RNA binding; sequence-specific DNA binding; RNA endonuclease activity. The transcript has 4 exons. The record is from RefSeq and is a predicted model, not a curated record.
UUUCUCCGGAGGUCAACUUCACGUCAUGGAGAUGGGGACAGCCAUAUUAGGUGUACUUACUUGAAAUUGUCGAGUUUGAUGUCGACAUCAUCAUUAUCAAUUCGCUGUUGAAGCAUGGCAGACAGAAAGAAACGUUACAGAAACGACAAAUCAGACCACAAACAGGACAGAGAGACCAAACAGGAUGACGUUGAUGAAAGCUCACCUGUGAUUCAGAUGUUCCGAACAUUUCAAAAGAUUCUUGAUGAGAAACAUGACAAACAUGAGAGAAUUGUGAAACUCAGUCGAGACAUCACUAUUGAGAGCAAGCGUGCAAUUUUCUUGUUGCACAGAUUUAAGAAUGUGAAUGACAGUGAAGACAUCAUUCAACAAACAGAGACAAAGUUGCUGGACCUUGAAAGGUCAAAGUUCAAGGAUGUUGCCAUGGAACUACAGGGGACAGAUCCAUACCAGUUCCUGAGAGCAUAUUCGCCAGGUCUACAGGAGUACAUAGAGGCACUGUCUUUCUUUGUAUACCUAAAAGACAACACAAUCAUUCCAUUGAAAGAUGUUCAGGCCAGACUUACUUUCAAAACUGAUUGCCAGACUGUUAACAAAGACGAUUCGGAAGGGUCUACAGAUGAAACAAUUCAAACCAUUCAGGUUUUUGUCCCACCAAGCGAGUAUAUUCUUGGACUUGCGGACCUUACUGGGGAAAUGAUGAGACGGGCUAUAAAUAGCGUUGGUGAUGGGGACUUAAAUCGUCCCUUUGAGAUAUGCGCAGUGUUGCAAGAAGUUGAGUUGGCAUAUAGUAAGCUUACGCACAGCAAUAGGGAGGUGAAUAGAAAGCUUACUGUUCUGCGACAAAGCUUGAGGAAGGUCGAGAGUGCAUGCUACACGCUCAAAGUGCGUGGCUCGGAAAUUCCAAAGCACAUGCUUGUUGAUGUGAUUUCGAAGUCAAACGCCUAUGCUUCAGCAGAUUUUUUGGAUGAAUGUGUUGUUGAGGACGAUUAGAAUGCUGGUACAUGACCAAUGACUUUGAUGUCUAGUAAAUUAAAUAGUGACUUUUGCAUAUAUGGUGGUUCAUAAUCUGUUAAAAAUAAAAAUCAAAGCGAUGAAGGCACUAAAGUUAA